CCGCCGGGCCGGGGCCAUGCAGGAGAGCCAGACCAAGAGCAUGUUCGUGUCCCGGGCCCUGGAGAAGAUCCUAGCCGACAAGGAGGUGAAGCGGCCCCAGCACUCCCAGCUGCGCAGGGCCUGCCAGGUGGCGCUCGAUGAAAUUAAAACAGAGAUAGAAAAGCAGAGGCUUGGCGCUGCCGCACCACCAAAGGCAAACUUCAUUGAAGCUGACAAGUAUUUCCUUCCAUUCGAGCUAGCUUGCCAGUCCAAGUCCCCCCGGGUGGUCAGCACAUCCCUCGACUGCUUGCAGAAACUCAUCGCGUAUGGGCACAUCACUGGCAACGCCCCGGACAGUGGAGCCCCAGGGAAGCGGCUCAUCGACCGCAUCGUUGAAACCAUUUGCAACUGUUUUCAGGGCCCUCAGACCGAUGAAGGAGUUCAGUUACAAAUAAUUAAGGCUCUUCUAACAGCGGUGACAUCCCCACACAUUGAAAUUCAUGAGGGCACUAUCCUGCAGACAGUCAGGACAUGUUACAAUAUCUAUUUGGCCAGCAAAAAUCUCAUCAAUCAAACCACUGCCAAGGCUACCCUCACUCAGAUGCUGAACGUCAUUUUCACGCGCAUGGAAAACCAAGUGUUGCAGGAGGCCAGAGAAUUGGAAAGACCAAUCCCGUCAAAACCCCAGUCCCCUGUGAUCCAAGCUGCAACAGUGUCCCCAAAGUUCAGUCAUUUGAAGCAGAGCCAGGCACAGAGCAAACCAACGACUCCUGAAAAGACAGAUUUAACCAACGGUGAACAUGCCAGGAGUGGUUCCGGAAAAAUGAGCUCAGAGAAUGGAGACGCACCCAGAGAAAGAGGCCCAUCGCUGUCAGGGACUGAUGACGGAGCCCAGCAGGUGGUGAAGGAGAUCUUAGAAGAUGUGGUCACAUCUGCCGUUAAAGAAGCAGCACAAAAGCACGGCCUGACAGAACCCGAGCGGGUCCUGGGUGAACUGGAGUGCCAGGAAUGCGCUGUUCCUCCAGCAGCUGACGAAAACUCACAGGCCAACGGGAUAGCAGACGACAGGCAGUCCUUGUCGUCGGCAGAUAAUCUGGAAUCAGAUGCACAGGGACAUCAAGUGGCCACUAGGUUCUCUCACAUUCUGCAGAAGGACGCCUUCCUGGUGUUUCGCUCCCUUUGCAAGCUGUCCAUGAAGCCCCUUGCUGAAGGCCCCCCAGAUCCAAAAUCCCACGAGCUGCGUUCCAAGGUGGUUUCCCUGCAGCUGCUCCUGUCUGUGCUGCAGAACGCCGGCCCGGUCUUCAGGACUCACGAGAUGUUCAUCAACGCAAUCAAGCAGUAUCUCUGUGUGGCGUUGUCCAAAAAUGGCGUCUCCUCAGUGCCUGAUGUCUUUGAGCUCUCUCUCGCCAUUUUUCUUACUCUUCUUUCAAACUUCAAAAUGCACUUGAAAAUGCAAAUAGAGGUCUUUUUCAAAGAGAUUUUCCUGAACAUUUUAGAAACAUCAACAAGCUCUUUUGAGCACAGGUGGAUGGUCAUUCAGACUCUGACAAGGAUCUGUGCAGACGCCCAGUGUGUUGUAGAUAUUUAUGUCAACUACGACUGUGAUUUAAAUGCUGCUAACAUUUUUGAGCGCCUCGUGAAUGAUUUAUCCAAAAUCGCUCAGGGAAGAAGUGGACACGAGCUGGGGAUGACACCUCUGCAGGAGCUCAGUCUGAGGAAGAAAGGUUUGGAGUGCCUCGUGUCCAUUCUCAAGUGUAUGGUGGAAUGGAGCAAAGACCUGUAUGUGAAUCCCAACCAUCAGACCAGCCUCGGUCAGGAGAGGCCCACAGAUCAGGAACUAGGGGAUGGGAAAGGCCUUGACAUGGCGAGACGGAGCAGUGUGACGUCCAUGGAGUCCACGGUGUCUUCGGGGACCCAGAUGGCUGUCCAGGAUGAUCCAGAACAGUUUGAGGUCAUCAAGCAACAAAAGGAGAUUAUCGAACAUGGCAUUGAGCUUUUCAACAAGAAACCCAAGAGAGGCAUCCAGUUUCUUCAGGAGCAGGGCAUGCUGGGAACAUCAGUUGAAGACAUUGCCCAAUUCCUGCACCAGGAGGAGCGCCUUGAUUCUACCCAAGUAGGUGAUUUUCUGGGAGACAGCACAAGGUUCAACAAGGAAGUGAUGUAUGCCUACGUGGACCAACUUGACUUCUGCGAAAAGGAAUUUGUCUCAGCCCUACGGACAUUUCUAGAAGGUUUCCGUCUACCUGGGGAAGCCCAGAAGAUUGAUCGAUUAAUGGAGAAAUUUGCUGCGAGAUACAUAGAGUGCAACCAGGGGCAAACCCUGUUUGCUAGUGCUGAUACUGCAUAUGUCCUAGCAUACUCAAUUAUCAUGCUAACCACAGACUUGCACAGCCCUCAGGUAAAAAAUAAAAUGACAAAAGAACAAUACAUUAAAAUGAAUCGGGGUAUCAACGAUAGUAAAGAUCUCCCGGAAGAAUAUCUCUCAAGCAUCUAUGAAGAAAUAGAAGGCAAAAAAAUUGCCAUGAAAGAAACAAAAGAGCAUACGAUCGCAACCAAAUCUACUAAGCAGAGUGUAGCUAGUGAAAAACAGAGACGGCUGCUGUACAACCUGGAGAUGGAGCAAAUGGCUAGAACAGCCAAAGCUCUGAUGGAGGCUGUGAGCCAUGCCAAGGCCCCGUUCACCAGCGCCACUCACUUGGACCAUGUCCGGCCGAUGUUCAAACUGGUGUGGACACCGCUGUUGGCAGCCUACAGCAUCGGACUGCAGAACUGUGAUGAUACAGAGGUGGCCUCCCUGUGUUUGGAGGGCAUCCGAUGUGCAAUCCGGAUUGCCUGCAUCUUUGGAAUGCAGCUGGAGCGAGAUGCCUAUGUUCAGGCUCUUGCUCGCUUCUCCCUGCUGACAGCCAGCUCCAGCAUCACCGAAAUGAAGCAGAAAAACAUCGACACCAUAAAGACGCUUAUAACAGUGGCACACACCGAUGGCAACUACCUUGGGAACUCCUGGCACGAGAUCUUGAAAUGCAUCAGCCAGCUGGAGCUCGCUCAGCUGAUAGGAACCGGUGUGAAAACCCGCUACCUGUCUGGAUCUGGGCGUGAAAGAGAAGGGAGCCUGAAGGGCCACACGUUGGCGGGAGAAGAGUUCAUGGGCCUUGGCCUUGGUAAUUUGGUGAGUGGUGGAGUGGAUAAAAGACAGAUGGCCAGCUUCCAGGAAUCGGUUGGUGAGACCAGCUCACAGAGUGUGGUUGUAGCUGUAGACAGAAUUUUUACUGGAUCUACCAGACUGGAUGGAAACGCCAUAGUUGACUUUGUCCGCUGGCUGUGCGCCGUGUCCAUGGACGAGCUGGCUUCCCCGCACCACCCCCGCAUGUUCAGCUUGCAGAAGAUUGUGGAGAUAUCAUACUACAACAUGAAUCGGAUCCGACUGCAGUGGUCGCGAAUAUGGCAUGUGAUUGGAGAUCACUUCAAUAAGGUUGGCUGUAACCCCAAUGAAGAUGUGGCGAUCUUUGCUGUUGACUCCUUAAGGCAGCUCUCUAUGAAGUUUCUCGAGAAGGGAGAAUUAGCCAACUUUCGUUUCCAGAAAGAUUUUCUGAGGCCCUUUGAGCAUAUCAUGAAGAAAAACAGGUCUCCGACCAUCCGGGACAUGGUGAUCCGCUGCAUCGCGCAGAUGGUGAACUCCCAGGCAGCCAACAUCCGCUCGGGCUGGAAGAACAUCUUUGCAGUGUUCCACCAGGCAGCCUCGGAUCAUGACGGGAACAUUGUGGAGCUGGCCUUCCAGACCACGGGCCACAUCGUCACAACUAUUUUCCAGCACCAUUUCCCUGCAGCCAUCGAUUCCUUUCAGGACGCUGUGAAGUGCUUGUCGGAGUUUGCCUGCAAUGCUGCCUUCCCCGACACGAGCAUGGAGGCGAUCCGGCUCAUCCGCUUCUGUGGGAAAUACGUCUCCGAGAGGCCUCGGGUGCUACAAGAAUACACAAGCGACGACAUGAAUGUUGCUCCUGGCGACAGGGUCUGGGUCCGAGGCUGGUUCCCCAUCCUGUUUGAGCUCUCCUGCAUCAUUAACAGAUGCAAGCUAGAUGUUCGGACAAGAGGACUCACGGUCAUGUUCGAGAUCAUGAAGAGCUACGGCCACACCUUUGAAAAGCACUGGUGGCAGGACCUGUUCAGAAUCGUGUUCAGGAUUUUUGACAAUAUGAAACUCCCUGAGCAGCAGUCAGAGAAAUCCGAGUGGAUGACAACAACUUGCAAUCACGCACUUUAUGCCAUUUGUGAUGUGUUCACCCAGUUUUAUGAAGCUCUGAAUGAAGUGCUUUUGUCUGAUGUGUUUGCACAGCUGCAGUGGUGUGUAAAACAAGAUAAUGAGCAGUUGGCUCGGUCAGGUACCAAUUGCUUAGAAAACUUAGUAAUAUCCAACGGGGAGAAAUUCAGUCCUGACGUCUGGGAUGAGACAUGCAGUUGUAUGCUGGAUAUCUUCAAAACAACCAUCCCACACGUUUUGCUGACUUGGAGACCUGUAGGAAUGGAGGAAGAUUCGUCAGAAAAACAUUUGGAUGUGGAUCUGGACCGCCAGUCUCUAAGCAGCAUAGAUAAAAAUGCCUCUGAGAGAGGCCAGAGCCAACUCUCUAACCCGACUGAUGACAGCUGGAAAGGUAGACCAUAUGCAAAUCAGAAACUGUUUGCCAGCCUCCUCAUCAAGUGUGUGGUCCAGUUGGAAUUGAUACAGACCAUCGACAACAUCGUGUUCUACCCUGCAACAAGCAAAAAGGAAGAUGCAGAACAUAUGGUUGCUGCCCAGCAAGACACGCUGGAUGCAGAUAUCCACAUAGAGACGGAGGAUCAGGGCAUGUACAAGUGCAUGUCUUCCCAGCACCUCUUCAAGCUGCUGGACUGCUUGCAGGAGUCCCACUCAUUCUCAAAGGCCUUCAACUCCAAUUACGAGCAACGGACUGUCCUGUGGAGAGCAGGUUUUAAGGGCAAAUCUAAACCUAAUCUUCUAAAACAAGAAACCAGCAGCCUGGCCUGUUGUUUGAGGAUCCUGUUUCGGAUGUAUGUCGACGAGAACCGCAGAGAUUCCUGGGAGGAAAUACAGCAGCGACUUUUAACCGUGUGCAGUGAGGCCCUUGCCUAUUUCAUCACAGUGAAUUCUGAGAGCCAUCGGGAGGCCUGGACAAGUCUUCUGUUGUUACUUCUAACAAAAACCCUCAAAAUAAAUGAUGAAAAGUUUAAAGCACACGCUUCUAUGUACUACCCCUACUUGUGUGAAAUUAUGCAGUUUGACCUGAUUCCUGAGCUCCGAGCAGUUCUGCGCAAGUUCUUCCUGCGGAUAGGUGUUGUCUAUAAGAUAUGGAUUCCGGAAGAGCCAUCACAGGUACCAGGGACACUGUCCCCAGUGUGGUAGCCCUGGCCCUGUGGGCCCCUGCUGCAGCUCUGCAGAACGUUCACCACGCCACCUCUGCCUGGCACAUCUCGUGGAGGGUCAGAUCAUAGAAACAGGGAGUUGGCAUCUGGGAGCUCAGAAUGGCCUGGAGGAAGCUGGUCUCGACGCAUGUCCCACAGUCCCUGGCUGAGACGUUGUGCUGUUUCAUUAAAAUGUUGCAUACCCAGUUAACACAGUA
Molecule: messenger RNA, 5591 nt
Organism: Zalophus californianus (California sea lion)
Lineage: Eukaryota; Metazoa; Chordata; Mammalia; Carnivora; Otariidae
Gene: ARFGEF2
Product: ADP ribosylation factor guanine nucleotide exchange factor 2
Exons: 39
Coding region: 17-5374 (1785 amino acids)
Biological process (GO): regulation of ARF protein signal transduction
Molecular function (GO): guanyl-nucleotide exchange factor activity
Source: RefSeq, a predicted model, not a curated record